Messenger RNA from Papaver somniferum (opium poppy), 519 nucleotides. RefSeq lists its product as uncharacterized. Gene Ontology annotation, molecular function: nucleic acid binding. The record is from RefSeq and is a predicted model, not a curated record. Lineage: Eukaryota; Viridiplantae; Streptophyta; Magnoliopsida; Ranunculales; Papaveraceae. The transcript is spliced from 2 exons. The coding region runs from base 1 to 519 and encodes 172 amino acids.
AUGGCACUCAUUUCACCAACAAACAUGUACGAGAGUUGCUCGAGGAAUAUGGAAUUAAGCAGGUCUUCUCCACCAUCUACUACCCCUAGGGGAACAGGAAAGCCGAGCACCAACAAAACCUUAAUUCGGAUUCUCAGUCGAACAAUGCAUGAUCAUCCCAAGACAUGGCACGAACAACUACCAAUGGCAUUGUGGGCUUACCGGACGGCACCUAGGAGUUCUACUAGUGUUUCCCUUUACUCACUCGUUUAUGGAGCGGACGCGGUUCUCCUGGCAGAGAUAAAAAUUCCGACAGCCAGGAUCGCAGCAUCAAGUGGGGUCCACUGGAAUGAAGUCGAAGCAUCGAGCUCCAGGAUUGCCGAGUUAGACGUCCUAGACUCCAGGAGAGAUAAAGCAGUGGAAUGUCCCUAUGCGAUCACCAAGGCUUACAACACUGGUUACUACAAGAUUAUUAAAGAGGAUGGAGGUAAAUUGGAAACAGUCAUCAACGGAAAAUGGCUCAAGGCAUACUACGCCUGA